GGAAACUCCCGUCCUCACAAGCAUACAUCCCACCACAACACAAUGGCGGGAAUUAACAAACCAGGCAAGCCAAAGUCGAAAAGACGUCCCGUUCGUCUGCGCGAGAGCAUCAAGAAGGCGUCAGCUGCGAAGCAAAAGAAAGACCGCAAAGCUGGAAAGAAGAACCCAGAAUGGCGAUCGAAAUUGAAGAAAGAUCCUGGAAUACCGAAUCUAUUCCCGUACAAAGAUAAGAUACUCGCCGAGAUUGAGGAGGGGAGACGAAGGAAGGCAGAGGAUGCAGAGAAGCGCAGAGCAGAUGCGAAGGCAACGAAGACGGGAGAGAAAACUGGCGAGCAGGUCGAGAGGGAGGUCGAGGCCAGGAUGGAAGGUGUAGAUGAGGAGGAUAUCAUGGAUGAGGAUAUGGAUGAGGAUUUCGACGAGGAUGCCAAUCCAAUGGCCGCUUUACUUGCUAGUGCACGAGCUGCUGCGCAAGAAUACGAAGAGGAUCUCGAGAGCGGUGAUGAGAUGGACGAGGACGACGCAUCAGAAUCCGAAGAUGACGAGCCAGGUGUCGAGCUGUCAGGCCUGCCUACAAGAAAAGAUGGAUCGAGAAAAGCAUUCGACAAGGUAUUCAAGCAGGUCGUCGAGCAAGCCGAUGUCAUUCUCUACGUCCUGGAUGCCCGCGAUCCAGAAGGGACUCGUUCCAAGGAGGUCGAACGUAUGGUCAUGGCCGCUGCAAGUGGUGGGAAACGACUCAUCCUUAUUCUCAACAAGAUCGAUCUCAUCCCCGCGCCAGUCCUCAAAUCCUGGCUCCUCCACCUUCGCCGAUACUUCCCCACGAUUCCUCUUCGCGCCUCUGGCCCAGCCCCAAACGCACAUACCUUCAACCACAAGCAAUUGACAGUGCAAAGCACAUCCGCAACUCUCUUCAAAGCCCUGAAAUCUUUCGCCGCAGCCAAACAGCUCAAGCGCGCCAUCUCAGUAGGCGUCAUCGGCUACCCCAACGUCGGAAAAUCAUCCGUGAUCAAUGCCCUAACUUCCCGCCUGGGAGGUGGCAACGCAGCAUGUCCAGUUGGAGCAGAAGCAGGUGUUACCACUUCUCUCCGCGAAGUUAAAAUCGACAGCAAAUUGAAGCUGCUUGAUUCCCCUGGUAUCGUGUUCCCCAGCGCUGGCGAUGGAACUAAAUCUUCGAAGAAAGAGGAACAAGCAAGACUUGUCCUCCUGAACGCUGUUCCACCCAAGCAAAUUGAAGACCCCGUUCCGGCAGUCACUUUACUACUAAAGCGUCUCUCAGCCUCUCAGGGUAUGUUGACCAAGCUCAUGGAUGUCUAUGGUCUCCCACCUUUGAUCCGCACGAACGGUGAUCCCACAACCGAUUUCUUGAUCCAGGUUGCCCGCAAGCGAGGACGUCUAGGUAAAGGUGGAGUUCCGAAUGUGAACAGUGCUGCUACGACCGUCAUUACUGAUUGGAGAGAUGGACGUAUUCAGGGCUGGAUGGACGCGCCUGUCCUAGCUGUCGCGCCUGCUGUGACUGAUGCUACCGAUGGUACUGCUGUGAUCGGUGACCAGAAAGAGAUUGUUACUGAGUGGGCUGCGGAAUUCAAACUUGAAGGGUUAUGGGGAGAUGGCAAAGCAGAGGUUGUGGAUGAUGCUAUGCAGGAGUGAAUGCGUUGUUAGAUGGUAGCUUGCAUUCGCCAUAUUUCGUAGAUACAUAGAUGGAGUUAUGGCGUCUUGGGCUGGUUAGAUAGGAGGCAAAAGUUUGGCUUGUAAGAAGUCCGUACUGCCUGUAAUUGCACAAUUUUCAGUCACUUCAAAAC
Cadophora gregata is the source of this 1796-nucleotide messenger RNA. RefSeq lists its product as uncharacterized. The transcript is spliced from 2 exons. Lineage: Eukaryota; Fungi; Ascomycota; Leotiomycetes; Helotiales; Ploettnerulaceae. Gene Ontology annotation, cellular component: nucleolus. Gene Ontology annotation, molecular function: GTP binding. The record is from RefSeq and is a predicted model, not a curated record. Bases 43 to 1644 code for a protein of 533 amino acids.